UAUUAGAUACAUUUGUUAACAUAAUUUGCGCUCUGUUAUACACACAUCUCCACGUAAAAUUUCUGAUGCAAGCGGAUAUGACCGGUAGUAGUGAGUGGGUGGGGUAAUUUUAAUCAGUUGACAUAAAUAUUCCGCUAUUCCAACCAUUUAUCUUGAGUUUGGCUGUAUAUAUACCAAACAUUUCUGCUCGUAUACAAUGUGUAACACAGACUACAUCCUGAAUACAAAUCUGUCUGUUGUUUUUAUAGUACAACCAGGGCUCGAAUUAAGCACUCGCAAACAGGCCAUUUGCGAGUACAUUUUAAAAAACACGUCUAAAAUGCGAGUGCAACAUUUAGAUACUCGCCAUUUUUUGCGAGUUGGGGAAAAAACAAACAAGGUGCUUAAAGAUCUUGGAUUAAAUACAAGAUUUGUUCGCCGAUCGAAAGUCUUCCGACCAAGUACGAAAAUAAUUAAACCCCGUCUAGUUUCGAUCUAAAAAUAGAUCUGAAAAUUGGAAUUACCCUAAUUUGCAUAAUGUAUUUCAGCGGUUACUUCCGUUCUAGCAGAAAUAAUUUUACGAAAUAUUUUUUAAAAUAUAUUUACGCUCUGCACUGUAUCUUUCUGCCGAUAUAGUUAGUAAAGAACAUUGAAAAUUAUAUUAUUGCAAUUGAAAGUAUGUUAUUCCCUUCUUAAGUGAAAAUUGGCGAUAGUUAUUCAGUAUGAAGUUUUUUUUAAAACGAAGCUCAUUUCGUUAAUUCCUCAUUCUUAUAAAUAGACGGAACACGUUUAGCAGACGAUUUAAAAACUCAAAAAUGUCGUCUACUAAAAAAAUAACUAGCUUUUUUGUGGCGAAUUCCUCCGUCUCCUCUGUGGAAGACAAAAAAGCCGAGGCCGAACCAGAUAAAAAGAAAUGCCAAAACAGUUAAGAAAUGGGAAGACGAGCUAAAAAUAACUUUGAACACGGAGAGAGACCAAGACGGCAAUGUGUGUAAGAUGUUCUGCGAUUCAUCUGAUUGGUCUCUACCCCCUCAGCAAUGCUGAGUGUGAAAGAUGCUUUUCUGUUAUGAAAAGGAUAAAAAGUGAUUGGCGAUGUUCACUAAGCACUGAAAGGAUGGACCAAUUAAUGCGAAUCUCUAUCAGAGAUAAUGAGGGGUUCCAGCCACGCAGAGCUGUGAAUAGGUGGUGGAUCAGUGGCAACAGUAGCAAAAGGCCAGAUGUCGCCCCAUAUGGACCGAGGCAUUAACUUUGGAUGAUAUAACUGAUAUAAAAAAAAAUACUCUUUACACUCAAUUGUGUUACAAUGUUGCUUUGAAGUUUUUAGUUAAAAUAAACAUAGGUCCAUCCUUUCAGUGCUUAGUGAACAUCGCCAAUCACUUUUUAUCAACCAAAGGAUGCAUUAUUAUGAAAACUUGUAUUGCGAGUUGGAAAUAAAAAAUGCGAGUUGAAAUAUUAACAACUAGCAAUUUUUUGCGAGUUGAAAAAAAAAAGUAAUUCAAGCCCUGACAACUACAAGAAGCAUUUUGAUGUCAGAGUCGUACUCACCGCAGGGCGCACAAGAUUUUUACUACGACUUCUGGGGUCAGGUCUCAGAGCCAGAGCCUGAGGCUGAACAGCCGGAUGCGGAGUAUAACGCUAGCCAGGAUUUGUUUGUGAGUCCAGUGAAAAAAGCAGGCUCUAGUGUUAGAAAACGUGACAGUCCAAGCAGUAGUCGAGUUAUUAAAAGAAAGGCGCCUAAACGUCGUAGAACUUCGUCCAUCAUUGUGCCAGGAUACAGUGAUUGGUACAAUAUCAAGUACUCCGGAGAUCCAGCCAUAUACACCUACCAGCUGUUAAAAGACUAUAGCCAGGGAGAUCUUGAAUUACUUGUUCAGUGAUUAAGGUGAUGAAUAUACUAUAGUAACACA
Messenger RNA from Dreissena polymorpha, 1886 nucleotides. RefSeq lists its product as uncharacterized. NCBI's taxonomy places the organism in Eukaryota, Metazoa, Mollusca, Bivalvia, Myida, Dreissenidae. The record is from RefSeq and is a predicted model, not a curated record. The transcript has 3 exons. The coding region runs from base 1506 to 1856 and encodes 116 amino acids.